Messenger RNA from Danio aesculapii, 1243 nucleotides. RefSeq names its product interferon induced protein 44a3 (gene ifi44a3). Lineage: Eukaryota; Metazoa; Chordata; Actinopteri; Cypriniformes; Danionidae. The transcript has 8 exons. Bases 108 to 986 code for a protein of 292 amino acids. The record is from RefSeq and is a predicted model, not a curated record.
UGAAACUAAUUCGAUGUAUAUUUAUUGCAGGUUGGUCAGGUUUGAAGUGAGAUACAAGGCAACAGUGCUCCAGGAUCAAGCUGAUAGAUUCAAGGACGAUAAACAAAAUGGGAUCAUCACAAUCACAAACAAAGAAGCAACAAUCAAGUCCAGAACUGCAGACACCAUGGAGGCUAUUUGACUGGAGACAAAAUGAAGCCCUGAGAAAAUGGCUGGAAAACUUCACUUUGAGUGUUCCAAAUGUAAAAGACAUCAAGAUACUGGUAGUUGGACCAUCAGGAGCGGGAAAGUCCAGCUUUAUAAACUCCAUCAACAGUGUCUUUCAAAGACGGAUCUCCUCUAAAGCACUAGUUAACUCAGCUGAAGGAGGAAACAGUAAUAGAUUUACACAAAAGCUCAAAGGAUUCACCAUCAAAAAUGGGAAAACAUCUUUGCCCUUUGUCUUCUACGACAUCAUGGGUUUAGAAUAUGAAGAAUUUCAUGGAUCAAAAACAGAUGACAUCAUCAAAGCUGUGUUUGGCCAUGUGAAAGAUGGCUAUAAAUUUAACGAGGAGCAGUCAAUCGACUAUAAGGAUCUACAUUACACCAGAGACCCCAGCCUCUCCGACCAGUGUUUCUGUGUGGUUUACGUCCUAGAUGGAAAUAUAGUUCAGUACACAGAUGGUCGACUGAUUAAAAAGAUGAAUGUCAUCCGCAAGAGUAUCAGUGAUAAGGGCAUUGCUCAAGUGGUUGUCAUGACCAAAGUGGAUGAAGCAUGUCCUCUGGUCAAAAAAGAUCUAAGAAAGGUCUACACGAGCAAGAAGAUCAAAGAGAAGAUGGAGCUGUGCAGUGCCAACACUGGUGUGCCGAUGUCAAACAUCUUCCCAGUGAAGAACUACCAUGACGAGAUCGACACAAACGAUAAUGUUGAUGUUCUGAUACUGAAGGCUCUUGAACAGAUUGUUUACAAUGCCAAUGACAGAUUGGAGGAUAAUGAAACCUACUGAAACGCUGGAGUACCCAUCAGACUCACUAAAGGGCACUUCGGCUAUAUGUACUCUCCACCAGGCAUUCUCCCUGACUACACAUCCCAUUAGACUUUCAGAUUUCAAUUAUUCAGACUUUAAAUACCUGCUACAGCUGAUAUCAAUCUGGACAUUGACAUUUACACCGACCGCACACACCAUACAGUAUAAGCACCACGUUCACACUCAGUCUUGUAUUUUUGUGCAAGUGUUUUCCUGGUUCGUUUCUUUUUAUGGGU